AACCAUACCAUAAACAUCUCAACUUUUUUAAUAACACGACUGCAAAACACGGCAGACGGCAACAACAAAUUAAUUACUUCAUAAAAAAAAUAGUUUAGUAAAUUCAUAUGAAGUUUAAGAAUUCUAUUAUUAGCAAAAUGGAAUCAGGUCUGAUGGAACCUACUCUUUAUUCUGUGGAAGCUAUAGCUAUUCUGGAUAAUGAUGGAAAUCGAAUAUUGGCUAAAUAUUACGGAAAAACUUUCCCAACAGCAAAAGAACAAAAAGCUUUUGAAAAGAACUUAUUCAAAAAGACACAUCGAGCUAAUGCUGAAGUUAUUAUGUUAGAUGGUCUCACUGUAGUCUACCGGAGCAAUGUUGACCUUUUCUUCUAUGUCAUGGGGAGUUGCCAUGAAAAUGAGCUUAUUUUGGUGAGUGUCCUGAAUUGCUUGUAUGAUGCUGUGAAUCAAAUUCUAAGGAAGAAUGUUGAAAAAAGAACUCUCCUUGAAAAUCUCGAUAUUAUAUUAUUAGCUAUUGAUGAAAUUUGCGAUGGAGGAAUUGUACUUGAAGCCGAUUCUACAUCUGUAGUACAAAGAGUUUCUGUGAGAUCUGAUGACAUUCCACUUGGAGAACAAACUGUAGCUCAGGUACUUCAUUCUGCAAAAGAGCAGCUAAAAUGGUCUUUACUGAAGUAAAAACAAAAAUUAACAGCAUUAUGUUUAUUGUCUUAUUGUAAUUUUUUUAUCUGUUAAGUAUGUUUGUGUUACUAAUAAAAUAUAUAAAAAUUGAA
Molecule: messenger RNA, 766 nt
Organism: Parasteatoda tepidariorum (common house spider)
Lineage: Eukaryota; Metazoa; Arthropoda; Arachnida; Araneae; Theridiidae
Gene: zetaCOP
Product: COPI coat complex subunit zeta
Biological process (GO): intracellular protein transport; retrograde vesicle-mediated transport, Golgi to endoplasmic reticulum; intra-Golgi vesicle-mediated transport
Cellular component (GO): COPI vesicle coat
Source: RefSeq, a predicted model, not a curated record